Molecule: messenger RNA, 3217 nt
Organism: Cololabis saira (Pacific saury)
Lineage: Eukaryota; Metazoa; Chordata; Actinopteri; Beloniformes; Belonidae
Product: short transient receptor potential channel 4-like
Exons: 15
Coding region: 176-3091 (971 amino acids)
Biological process (GO): manganese ion transport; regulation of cytosolic calcium ion concentration; calcium ion transmembrane transport
Cellular component (GO): cation channel complex; membrane
Molecular function (GO): store-operated calcium channel activity; protein binding; inositol 1,4,5 trisphosphate binding
Source: RefSeq, a predicted model, not a curated record
AGAGAUGCUUCAUUCAAGAAGUUGAGCCAAAGGAUUAAAAAAAAAAAUUAAUUUACCAAAAGAAGAACCCUAAUUUUCCUGAACGAAGUUCCAAUGCGCUGCACCUCAAAGUGUGACUUCCCCCAGGCUGGCAGCAGCUGUGUUGAGAGGGUGCUGGUAAGCUGAUCCCAGGGAGAUGUCACAGCUGUACUACCGGCGGACUGACAGCUCUUCAUACCGGGACCGCAUCCCGCUGAGAAUUGUGCGGGCAGAGUCGGAGCUGUCAGCGUUGGAGAAAGCCUACCUCGGCGCUGUGGAGAAAGGAGACUAUGCCAGUGUGAAGCAAGCUUUGAAGGAGGCAGAGAUUUAUUUCAAGAUCAACAUUAACUGCAUCGACCCUCUCGGCCGCACGGCUCUUCUGAUUGCCAUUGAGAACGAGAACCUGGAAAUUAUUGAGCUCCUGCUGAGCUUCAACGUCUACGUUGGUGAUGCCCUCCUGCACGCGAUCCGGAAGGAAGUGGUGGGAGCCGUGGAGCUGCUGCUCAUUCACAAGAAGCCCAGUGGGGGCAUGCAGGUCCCUCCUAUCUUAUUGGACAAGCAGUACUCAGACUUCACCCCUGACAUCACUCCCAUCAUCCUCGCCGCACACACCAAUAACUAUGAAAUUAUCAAGCUUCUGGUGCAGAAAGGUGUGUCUAUGCCACAGCCACAUGAGGUGCGCUGCAACUGUGUGGAGUGUGUGUCUAGUUCAGACGUGGACAGCUUGCGGCACUCGCGCUCCCGCUUAAACAUCUACAAAGCGCUGUCAAGCCCCUCAUUAAUAGCACUCUCCAGCGAAGACCCUUUCCUCACUGCAUUCAGGCUCAGCUGGGAGCUGCAGGAGCUCAGCAAGGUGGAGAAUGAGUUUAAAUCUGAAUAUGAGGAGCUCUCUCAGCAGUGUAAACAGUUUGCUAAGGAUCUCCUGGACCAGACGAGGAGCUCCAGGGAGCUGGAGCUGAUUUUAAACUACAGAGACGAUAUCAACAUAUUGGAAGAAGAGGGGAACAAUGAUCUUGCACGCCUCAAUUUAGCGAUUAAGUACUACCAAAAAGAGUUUGUUGCUCAGCCGAAUUGUCAGCAGCUUUUGGCAUCCAGGUGGUAUGAUGAGUUUCCCGGCUGGAGGCGGCGCCACUGGGCAGGAAAGUUCAUCACCUGUGUUUUCAUCGGCCUCCUCUACCCCGUGUUCGCUAUCUGCUACCUCACCGUGCCAAAGAGCCGCUACGGCCUCUUCAUCCGCAAGCCCUUCAUCAAGUUCAUCUGCCACACGGCGUCCUACCUGAUCUUCUUGUUCCUGCUGCUCCUCGCCUCCCAGCAUAUUGUCACCACAGAGCAGGGCAGGCAGGACAGACAGGGUCCUGCACCGACCCCCGUGGAGUGGAUGAUCCUGCCAUGGGUGCUGGGAUUCAUCUGGGCAGAGAUCAAGCAGAUGUGGGAUGGAGGCUUCCAAGACUACGUCCAUGACUGGUGGAACCUGAUGGACUUCGUCAUGAACUCUCUAUACCUGGCCACCAUCUCCCUCAAGAUUGUAGCCUACACUAAGUACAGUGGCAGUAAACCCAGGAACCAGUGGGAAAUGUGGCACCCUACUCUCGUUGCUGAGGCAUUGUUUGCCAUAGCGAACAUAUUCAGCUCCCUGCGCCUCAUCUCACUCUUUACAGCCAACUCUCAUCUGGGGCCGCUGCAGAUCUCUCUCGGGCGAAUGCUGCUGGACAUCCUGAAGUUCCUCUUCAUCUAUUGUCUGGUUUUACUGGCCUUUGCUAACGGGCUGAACCAGCUCUACUUCUACUAUGAGACGAAGGCUUCAGAUGAGAGGGGGAAAUGCAAGGGGAUCCGCUGUGUGGAGCAGAAUAAUGCCUUCUCAACUUUAUUUGAGACCCUACAGUCUCUUUUCUGGUCCAUCUUUGGACUCAUCAGCCUCUAUGUAACCAAUGUGGAUGCAGACCACCAGUUCACUGAAUUUAUCGGGGCCACCAUGUUCGGCACAUACAACAUCAUUUCGCUGGUGGUCCUCCUCAACAUGCUCAUAGCCAUGAUGAACAACUCCUACCAGCACAUUGCUGAUCAUGCUGACAUCGAGUGGAAGUUUGCCAGGACAAAGCUGUGGAUGAGCUACUUCGAGGAAGGAGCCACUCUGCCCCCCCCUUUCAACAUAAUCCCCAGCCCCAAAUCCUUCUGGUAUCUUGUGUGUUGGAUCAAGAGACAAGUGUGCAAGAGAAGACGGUCCAAGUGCCGCGAAACUAUCGGAACGCUCGGAAGACGAGCAGCAGAGAACUUGAGGAUAAACCAUCAAUAUCAGGAGGUUUUAAGGAAUCUGGUGAAACGUUAUGUGGCUGCUAUGAUCAGAGAUGCCAAGACAGAGGAAGGCCUGACUGAAGAAAACUUCAAGGAGCUGAAGCAAGAUAUCUCCAGUUUCCGCUACGAGGUGAUGGGCUUGUUGAAGACAGGGAAGCCUUCUCUGCAGGGUGCAAUAGCCAGUGGAAGCUCGGUAGAGUCCGGUCUCGCUUAUCCAAAUUCCUCACUUAAAAUUUCCUCCGGAACUCCGAGCAGCCAAGUGAAAAGCAAGCUAAACCGAUUUAAGAUAACCACAUCCAUUCUCAAGCAAAGCAGUUCGUCAGCUUCACCCAGGCCACCCGAAGUCUUCAACGGUCUACCCAACGGACUCUUAUCGCUGGUUUCAGGCCAGAGUUGCAGCGAUGUAUCAAGUCAGAAAAGAAGUGACCCCAAAGACAUAAGUGACUUUGGUUUGUUCCAGAAACACCACAGCGGCAGCAAAGACGUCACUUCAGGUGCAGGAGAGAUUUCCAGAGAGAUUUACUCUUUGUCAGAAGAAGCGGGAGAGUCUGGGGGCUCAGAUGAUGAGGAGCAGAGCAAAGGAGCCAGAGCAAAGACUGCGAAAGAACUACCAGGGACAGAGAGGUGGGAAACAUCUCCUGAAAGGAGGCAGGCUUCGGACAUCAGCUGUAACUUUGAGGAAAAUGUGGACAAACCAAGUGUGGAAGAAGAUACCGAUGUACCUUGUAUUGACUCAGUAGCUGAUGGAUAUUUGUCCGAGCCAAGGAGAAAAUAUGAAUAAGAUGUGUUUAUACACGUCCAGAGCUGCUGGACUGAAGACAGAGACUGACAAUCAGCAGGAGUUCCAAGAAAACAUUUUUGCCAGAGGUUUUGAAAAGACUCCAGCUUCUCCAGUUGAUAGUAAAUG